Messenger RNA from Rubroshorea leprosula, 1190 nucleotides. The record is from the annotation of a GenBank genome assembly. Lineage: Eukaryota; Viridiplantae; Streptophyta; Magnoliopsida; Malvales; Dipterocarpaceae.
AGCAAGAAUGGGGGACAGUAAGAGAAAUUGAGUGAGAGCUCUUGUGAGAUAAAAGAAAGAGAAAAAUUACGAGAAAAUCCUUGUGUAGAUUAAGAGAGAGUAUUAGGGAGAAUUUGGGAGUUUCUAUACAUUGAAACUAGGGUGUUGAGAGCUUCUUCAGUAAGAGAGCUUCUAAAUUAUUGUACUCUUUUUUUUAAUAGUGGAUUUAUGUCUCUCUUUCCCAUGGAUGUAGACUUGUUGAGAGAUGUAUAAGUCGAACCACGUUAAAUUGUUGUCUCAAUUUCUUUAUCGCUUCCAUUUGUGAGGGAUUGUGGUACUCAAAAUUCCAAACAAGUGGUAUCAGAGCCAGGUUAGUAGAGCUCCUGGUGUUGUGGUGAAAUGCAAACUGAAGCCAUGAAGUAUUCAAUUGAGUUGUUGGAUGGCCAGAAUGACUUUGCUUUAUGGCAAAGUACUGUGAAGGAUGUCCUUACUUGUCAAGGACUUGAUGCAGCUUUAGAAGAGACUAAGCCAGCUGAGAUGAAGGAUAGUGAUUGGAGUACCAUUCAAAAGAAGGCAACAAGUCGAAUUUGGCUGGCGCUUGCAUCGAAGAGCAUGCUGGUGGGUAAGACUACUUUGGUGAUGAAGGACGUCACAACCAUGUUGUUGGAGAAUGAUAAGUUUCUUGGGGAGGAUGAUGGUGCCAAUCAAAAUAAUGCUUUGGUGAUGGAGCAUUCUCGAGGAAGAUCCUAUGGAGGUGGAGGAGGAGGAAAUCGAGAAAGGUCAAAAUCUAGACCUAAGAAGGAUUAUGGGGAGCUUGGCAAAAUAAUGGUGGCUACUAGUGAGAAGGUGAAUAUUGAAGGCACAGGAGAUGUUCAUCUCAAUGUUCACAAUGAGAGAGCCAAGAUUCUCAAGAAUGUGAGAUAUGUGCCCAAGCGUUCAAGCAAUAUUAUUGCUUUGAGUGAGUUGACAACACAAGAGUGCAAGUAUGUUGGAAAGCAAGAAUGGUACAAGGUCUAGAAAGGUGGAAGACUUGUCUUGUGUGGGAGGAAGAACAAGCACAACAUCUAUAUACUUGAGCAACAUCCUAAGAGAAGGCUCAACAAAACCAUGAGGAAGAUGGUGUGGAAGCCUAAAGGGAUCUUGGUACAUGGCAAGGAAAUUAAUAAGACCAAGAAGAAGGUGAGCUUCAACAAUGAAGUGGUGUUUGAUGA